AUGAAGGGAUCCUCACUUGUUCUGUCAAGCACUCUCCUGAGUUGCGCCCACGCUCUUCAACUCCAUAAGCGCCUUAAUCCAUCCGUCGUCUCAGUCAACUUUGAGAAGCGAACAAAAGACGUCUUCCCCAGCCAUAAGAAAAGAGACAAAGAUGCCGUUGUUGAGAUGAAUGUGGACCGGCAAGGCGUCAGCUAUCUCUACUGGGCCAACUUCACCAUCGGAAAUCCGCCGCAAAAGCUUUCCGCGGAAAUUGACACUGGCAGCGCCGACUUGCUUGUUCUCACUAAGCAGGUCGAGUCUUGCAAAGAACAGGACUGCCAGGGUGGUAUUUUUGACCCGGAAAAGUCGGACAGUUUCGAGUGGGGUGAAGAGCAGGUGUCCAAUAGUUUCGGCAGUGGCCAAAGCUGGAAAGGUAACUACGCCAACGACACGUUUACACUUGGCUCAGUCACCCUCGAGUCUUUCCAGUUUGUUGGUGUGACAGAGUACAAUGCCACCAAUAGUAAUAUCAUCAGCGUCUUCGGCGUCGGUAUCGACAGCCUAGAAAAUGCUCACACAAAAUACCCCAACCUGCCUUAUGCUCUGGCCGAUGCAGGCGAGAUCAACACUCCCACAUUCAGCUUAUGGCUCAACAACGAGACAAAUGGAGAGUUUCUGUUUGGUGGCGUCAACAAAGCCAAGUAUACAGGCCCCCUCGUCACUUAUCCUGUUGCGGGUGACAACACAUUUGAUCUGCGGGACAGAGCCCUGGUGGUUAUGACAGGCUUCGGGACAACGUCUGAUGGCAAGACUUCGGAGCUUGACUUUGAAGCUCGACCUGUGCUCCUCGACUCGGGCACUGUACAGAGCAGACUGAGUCUUAAUAUGACCAUGCAUCUGAUCAAGACCAUGAAGGUCUCUCUGGAUGAGCAUUUGGGUGCCGUAGCGCCCUGCAACACAAGCUCCAAGGAAACUCUGGAUUUCAUGUUUGGCGACCUGACUCUGAACAUACCCCUCGCCAACUUCCUCUCAGAAACCCCCGCCAAGAGCGGUGUCGACGGUGUUGAGUACUGCAAAAUCGUCUCUUACGAGGAUUCCACUAGCAUCAUCCUCGCUGACGAUUUCCUCCGAGGUGCCUAUGUUGUUUUCGACUGGGGCAACAUGGAGAUCUCUCUGGCUCAGUACAACUCUGAGGAGGCUGAAGACGAUAUUCAUGAGAUUGUGCGAGAUGUGCCUGGCGCUUCCUUCGCCACUGACGUCCCGACAAUGUAUUUGAAGUUUGAUCAGCCUGCAGAGACUGAGGUGACUGAGAUCCCAACGGAGUUGCCGACGAUUACAGCAACUCCUGUCAGUACAGCGACUGGGUCUGGUACUGGAUCGGUGGCAGCUUCGUCGACUGCGGCUGGAGAUGAUGAAGACAAUGGAGCGACGGGAGCCUGUCGACGAGCUUAA
This is a messenger RNA of Fusarium musae, 1431 nucleotides long. RefSeq lists its product as uncharacterized. Gene Ontology annotation, biological process: proteolysis. The transcript has a single exon. Bases 1 to 1431 code for a protein of 476 amino acids. Lineage: Eukaryota; Fungi; Ascomycota; Sordariomycetes; Hypocreales; Nectriaceae. The record is from RefSeq and is a predicted model, not a curated record. Gene Ontology annotation, molecular function: aspartic-type endopeptidase activity.